Molecule: messenger RNA, 480 nt
Organism: Paraglomus brasilianum
Lineage: Eukaryota; Fungi; Glomeromycota; Glomeromycetes; Paraglomerales; Paraglomeraceae
Source: the annotation of a GenBank genome assembly
AUGCCUCCUCUUCAAGAAUUAAAUGACUUAAUUGAUACUGAUAAUAAAGGUGACGACGUUGAACAGACACAAUCAGAAUCUCUAUACAAAAUUUCCUCAAAAAUAAACACUGCAUCACAAGCGUCACAAUCAUCUCUCUUAGGAGAUCAAUCGUCCCGCGAAUCUUAUUCGUCUACCGCUUCUUCAAAACAACUCACUUCAAAUGGGCAAUUAUCGUCUCAGUCUCUCGAUUCCAAUCCCGCUUUCACAGAGGAAUCGCUAUCAUUUCCCAUUCCUCCUGCACGUCCUCCUACAGUCGGCGUUAUCCAACUUCCGUCGUCUAAUGUCUCUAAUGUCAAACCUGCAUCUACUGAGACUGAGUUGAAAUUAUCCUUUGAUAGACUUGACUCUUUGCAAUCAAGUACAUCAGAUUCUAUCACCAAUGCAAGUCCAGUGACACCUCCAGUAUAUCUUCAUCUAACCAGUUUCCCCCUCAACUGA